UGACUUAAAGGAGUUCCUUACAGCCAUUUUGAAUCUCGUCGCGUAAAUUUAGUGUUUCCGGAAAGAAGCAUUCGCAUACACCUCGGAUUUGUUUAUCCAAAAUGAUUCUCCUAGAGAUCAACAAUAGGAUUAUAGAGGACACUCUGAGAGCCAAGUUCAUGGGUGGGAAGUUUGAGUCUGUGGAUAUAACGGUGGCAGAUUUUGAUGGAGUGCAGUUUCAUAUUUCUAACCCAGAUGGUGAAAAAUCAAAGCUUAGGCUCAGCAUUUCUAUGAAAUUCUACUCUGAUUUACAGAAGUACGGAGCUGAUGAGCUGCUUAAAAAAGUAUAUGGAAGCUUCAUGACAACUCCUGAAGAGGCCUAUGAUGUUUCCCUGUUAGUUGACUUAGAGCAACUGCCAUCUGAUGAAAAGGAAAAAGAGGAACUUAUCCAGAAAUUUGCUCUGUUGAAAAGAAACUGUUUUGCUUCAGUUUUUGAGAAAUAUUUUGACUAUCAACAAGCUGGCUCUGGUGGGAAAACUCAUGCAGUCAUAAAUUACAGAGAAGAUGAGUCCAUGUAUGUCCAAGCAACAGAUGAUCGUGUAACUGUUGUCUUCAGUACUGUGUUUAAAGAUGAUGAUGAUGUGAUCAUUGGCAAGGUCUUCAUGCAGGAAUUCAAAGAGGGUCGUCGUGCAAGCCAAACAGCACCACAAGUCAUAUUCAGUCACAAAGAACCCCCACUGGAAUUGCAGGGAACUGGUGCCAAGACAGGCGAUAACAUUGGAUAUAUCACGUUUGUUCUUGAACCACGUCACACAAAGCCUGAUGCUCGAGACGGCACCAUCGAUCUUAUUCACACCUUCAGGAAUUACUUGCAUUAUCACAUCAAAUGCUCCAAGGCUUACCUUCACUCGAGAAUGAGAGCCAGAACAGCAGAAUUCAUCAAAGUGCUCAACAGAGCAAAGCCGGAACCAAAAGCAACAGAGAAGAAAACAAUGAAGACAGUGACGGGCAAGACAUUUGCUCGUCAGUAAGGAUCAAUUUCCCGUCGGUUUCAACCGCACGACCUAAUACAGUAGCUAAACUCAACGGACUGAUUUGUACGAAAAGAAACAAAGUUUAAUCUUGCAUCUUGAAUCUUAUGUUUUCUAAUACAUUUUAUAGGUAAAAUUACGAGAAGUUCUUGAAGUAAUGUUACAUUCGGUAGUUUGGUCGCUCUGUUUGAAGUAAAACGCCAUUUAGUCAUCUAUCUUGCCUUGAUUUUAAAUAGUAUUUAUCCGUCGCAGAGCAAUCUCCCUGUUGACUUGUUGCAGAAAUUUUCAGCCUAGGCUCAAAAGCAAUUUGAAAUUGCAUUAGUUUUGCUAUACUUCGCACCACUUUAGGGCCCAAACGCAUGAGUUCCCAUUAUUCUUUUCUACAAUAAGUAGCUCCUAAACUAAGACAAUCUCGCGAUUAAGAAUUUCAACAUUUACUCUUUUAAUUUUCUACAAAAGAGCUACAAAAUGUUCUUUCCUACAAAUUAUCCAAGAUGUUAGUAACUGGGAGUUUCUACAAAAAAUAAUAAAUAGUUUUGUGCAAAAUGACAAAUUCAAAUUCUUAGAUCGAUAAAUAAAGUUCCUAGCAAUGUA
Stylophora pistillata is the source of this 1604-nucleotide messenger RNA. RefSeq names its product actin-related protein 2/3 complex subunit 2. Lineage: Eukaryota; Metazoa; Cnidaria; Anthozoa; Scleractinia; Pocilloporidae. Gene Ontology annotation, molecular function: actin filament binding; structural constituent of cytoskeleton. Gene Ontology annotation, cellular component: actin cytoskeleton; Arp2/3 protein complex. Gene Ontology annotation, biological process: Arp2/3 complex-mediated actin nucleation; actin filament polymerization. The record is from RefSeq and is a predicted model, not a curated record.